AUGCGAGGCUUCAAUCUUCGAACCCUGCGGUGGGCUGCUGCCGCCCGCCCAUUGUUGCCGGCCCAGAAUCGAGCUGUUUUGUCGAGACGCUCUCCGGCACCACUGCUACUAUUAAGUCCAUCACUACGCCGCUGCUUCUCAGCCUCUGGCCCGGAUUUCUCACUCUUUGAUGCCGACUCCACAAUCUAUGCCCUCUCCACCGCUCCCGGGCGAGCCGCUAUCGCCGUCGUGCGAGUAUCUGGUCCAGCAUGCGUGCAGAUUUACAACGCUCUCUCCCCCUCCGCGCCCCUCCCUCGCGCCCGUCACGCCGCCGUCCGCACGCUCUACGACCCCCUCCACCCUCCAUCCUCGAACACCAUCCUCGAUGCCGCAGCCUUGGUGCUUUACUUCCCCGGCCCCCGAACCGUGACAGGGGAAGACGUGCUCGAGCUUCAUUUGCACGGGGGUCCGGCGAUCGUUAAAUCCGUAUUGACCGCGAUCGCGAACCUCAACCCGCCAUCCUCGAAAGGAGGAGGAGGAACGAUCCGCUACGCCGAGGCAGGCGAAUUCACGCGUCGGGCCUUCCUCAACAACCGGCUGGACCUCCCCCAGAUCGAAGCGCUGGGGGAGAUCCUGCACGCGGAGACAGAACAGCAGCGACGGAUCGCCGUGCGUGCGGCGAGCAGCAGCAGCGGCAGUGGUGAGCAAGGCGGCGCGCUGUCGCAACGCUACGAGCAGUGGCGGCAUCAGCUGCUGUACGCGCGCGGCGAGCUGGAGGCGCUGAUCGACUUCGCCGAGGACCAGCAUUUUGACGAAUCGCCGCGCGAGCUGGUCGGGUCCGUGGGCCGGCAGGUGCGCGCCCUCCAGGCGCAGAUCCAGCUACAUAUCGGCAAUGCCGCCAAGGGCGAGUUGCUGCGGAGCGGGAUCCGCGUGGCGUUGCUGGGGGCCCCCAAUGCGGGCAAGAGCUCGUUGCUGAAUCGGGUAGUGGGCCGCGAGGCGGCCAUCGUCAGUACCGAGGAAGGGACUACCAGGGAUAUCGUCGAUGUUGGGGUGGAUGUUGGGGGUUGGUUUGUGCGGCUGGGUGAUAUGGCGGGUAUCCGGUCGGAGGAUGUUUUGGGGGAUGAUGAUGUUGGGAGGAGCUCCGCGGCGGCUCGGAAUGUGGUGAUCGGGGCGGUUGAGAAAGAGGGUAUUCGGAGGGCUAAGGCUAGGGCGUUGGAGUCGGAUGUUGUCGUUGUGGUCGUCUCGUUGGAGAAGGAGGAGGAGAAGGGGAGUGCGAGUGCUUCUUCGCGGUUGGCGGUUGAACGAGAAGUCGUUGAUGCGGCUAAUGAGUGCGCGCGCGCCGGCCGCUGCGUCGUCAUUGCGAUCAACAAGUGUGACCGGUUGCCCGGCCUGGAUCGCCUCCCGGAUCAGCUGCUCGCCACCGUCCGCACUCUGUUCCCUGCUGUGCCGGACCGGCGCGUGUUCGGGAUCUCCUGCCUAGAUGCCCGCCGGGAGACGGGCUCCGUCUCUGGCCCGGUGGCGGAGCACGAUCCGGGCCAUAUCCAGCGCUUUCUACAGGGGUUAAUCGCUACAUUUGAGGAACUGGCCUCCCCGACGGGGAUCAAGGAGGAUGCCAAUGGCCAGUACGACCGGUCCUACUGGGAGGAUUCUCUGGGCGUCACCCACCGACAGAGCUCGAACCUACAACGCUGCCUGGAAGAUCUAGACGCGUUCAUGAUUCAGACUCAACCAUCAAACCACCACCACCUUACACACGAGUCCGAGGAAGAAGUCGACAUCGUCACCGCGGCCGAGCACCUCCGUUCCGCGGCCGAUGCCCUGGCCAAAAUCACGGGUAAAGAUGAGAGUGGCGACGUGGAGGAUGUCCUAGGUGUGGUGUUCGAAAAGUACGUUGUCCCCCAUUCUUUCUUUUCGGGUCUAUCCCUUUCUCUUCGUUCUAUCCGUUCAACGAAAAAACAACACAUUUCUGCGCUCUCAAACAAAUGA
Molecule: messenger RNA, 1965 nt
Organism: Aspergillus aculeatus ATCC 16872
Lineage: Eukaryota; Fungi; Ascomycota; Eurotiomycetes; Eurotiales; Aspergillaceae
Product: tRNA modification GTPase
Exons: 3
Coding region: 1-1965 (654 amino acids)
Biological process (GO): tRNA wobble uridine modification; tRNA methylation
Cellular component (GO): mitochondrion; cytoplasm
Molecular function (GO): GTPase activity; GTP binding; protein binding
Source: RefSeq, a predicted model, not a curated record